AAUAGGACUGGAGCUAGAGAAGCUUGCGAAAGUGCUAGCGGUCAGCUGAGCUAUGCGAAUUUACCGCUAGACCGGGUGUCAACAGCACGAUAAGGUACAUUUGAAUGCAGACGGGGAAGAUACAUUGUUAUAUUAAACUGCUUGGCUAUGUGCUAUCAUCCUCACGAUUUGUUAUUUAUCUGGCGUGACUGGGCAGACUUCAGAGCCCUCGUAUAUUGAAUGUGAUACAAGCCGUUAGCCACCUCUCCAGUCCUGCCCGUGUGUCAGUCCCCUAAACCCGUCACCUGUUCCUGUCCGUCCCUUAACCCUAUCCCCCAGUACACCCUCUGACCUGGUCCCCAGUAUGAGUUCUUCUCCGCUGGGUUCCCGUGGCAACAUGGACAUUCUGGAGGAACUGCAGCUGAUUGCAGCCCAGAACCUGGAGAUGCUAGAGAUCAACAAGUACUAUGAUGUCAUCAGGGAGCUAGGCAAGGGCACCUACGGCAAGGUAGACCUGGUCAUACACAAGAUCAGAGGCACCAAGAUGGCCCUGAAGUUCCUGAGGAAGAAGACGACCAAGCUGAAGUCGUUCCUGAGGGAGUACAGCAUCUCUCUCUACCUCUCCCCCUGUCCCUUCAUCAUUAACAUGUUUGGGAUCGCCUUCGAGACUGACGACUACUACGUGUUUGCCCAGGAGUAUGCCCUGUCCGGGGAUCUCUUCGACAUCAUCCCUCCACAGGUUGGUCUCCCGGAGACCGUCGCUAAGCGCUGUGUGCACCAGGUUGCCAUCGCCCUGGACUACCUUCACUGUAAGAAGUUGGUGCACCGAGACAUCAAGCCUGAGAACAUCCUCAUCUUCGACCGCGAGUGCCGCAAGGUCAAAUUGUCCGACUUUGGCAUGACACGCCGUGCUGGCUCGCCGGUCAAACGUGUGAGCGGUACCAUCCCGUACACGGCUCCGGAGCUGUGCGACACGUCUCGCCACGAGGGCUUCUGCGUGGACUACAGCACGGAUGUGUGGGCCUUUGGCGUCCUCCUCUUCUGCAUGCUGACCGGUAACUUCCCCUGGGAGAAGGCCCUGCCCUCUGACUCCUUCUACCAGGAGUUCACACGCUGGCAGAGGCGCCGCACGGGCACUGUACCCUCGCAGUGGCGCCGCUUCACAGAGCAGGCCCUCCGCAUGUUCCGCAGGCUCCUCUCUGUGGAGCAGGACCGACGCUGCUCUGUCAAAGAGGUGUUUGGCUACUUCAGCCACAGCUGGAUGCUGGAUGGAGACAGCAAUGGGAACGGAGGAGGGGGGAGGAGCACGUCGUCCUCGUCUGGGGAGGACGAUGAAGACAUGCUGGUGGAGAGGAUGAAACAGCAGACUCUGUCUCCUCUCUCUCCUCUGUCUCCUGUAUCUGUGGGGACAAAGGCAGGGAUGAUGGAAUCAGGUGGAGGACACCAUUUUGUGUCUGUUUCCACCACCAGCUCCGUAUCCUCUACUAACAGCUAUGAACGCAUGCCCAGAGACAGCAUCAGCAACAACAACCAGCCCUCAGGGCGCAUGCUGGUGGCUACACCUAUAGAGAUCUGUGUCUGAGAGAUGUAUGUGCGAGACGGGCCUGAGAAGGACUGAAAUACUGCGUACAGUACACACACACACGUACAGACACCUACACUCAUAUACACACACAUAUCCAUACAUGCAUACAUUCGGAAAGUAUUCAGACCCCUUUACUUUUUCCACAUUUUGUUACAUUAGAGCCUUAUUCUAAAAUUGAUUCAAUAGUUUUUUUCCCUCAUCAAUCUACACACAAUACCCCAUAAUGACAAAGCAAAAAAACUGUUUUGGAAAUUUUGGGGAAAUGUGUUAAAAACGAAAAAAUUAAAUAUCACAUUUACAUAAUUAGUUAGACCCUUUACUCAGUACUUUGUUACAGCCUCGAGUCUUCUUGGGUAUGACGCUACAAGCUUGGCACACCUGUAUUUGGAGAGUUUCUCCCAUUCUUCUCUGCAGGUCCUCUCAAACGCUGUCAGGUUGGAUGGGGAGCAUCGCUGCACAGCUAUUUUCAGGUCUCCAGAGAUGUUCGAUCGGGUUCAAGUCCUGCAUUGUCUUAGCUGUGUGCUUAGGGUCGUUGUCUUUUUGGAAGGUGAACCGUCACCCCAGUCUGGGGUUCAAAGGGCACUGGAGCAGGUUUUCAUCAAGGAUCUUCUUCAUUUUUCAUUUGGGCACCACAAAUUAGUUUGUUAAAAGUGUGUGGUUGAACUGAAAACUGGGUUAACAAAAAAGUGAGAAGCUGUUCAGAAAAUACCUCAAAAGACGUUAACGCAAAAGUGCUAAUUUGAGACGUUUUAUUUAUCUUAGUAACUUGAAUCAAGAACUUUAGCUCAUUUGGCCAGCAGCCAGUAGGGCAGGUAGACUAACUACCUUGUGUAUGGUUAACUAAAGGACAUUCAGAGACCUGUCCCGAAGCCACUCCUGUGUUGUCUUGGCUGUGUGCUUAGGGUCGUUGUCCUUUUGGAAGGUGAACCGUCACCCCAGUCUGAGGUCCUAAGGGCUCUGGAGCAGGUUUUCAUCAAGGAUCUUUGUACUUUGCUCCGUUCAUCUUUCCCUUGAUCCUGACAAAUCUCCCAGUUUCUGCCGCGUAAAAACAUUCCCACAGUAUGAUGCUGCCCCCAUGAUGCUUCACAGUAGGGAUGGUGUCAGGUUUCCUCCAGGUGUGACGCUUGACAUUCAGGCCAAAUAGUUCAAUCUUGCUUUCGUCAGAUCAGAGAAUCUUGUUUUUCAUGGUCAGAGUCCUUUAGGUGCCUCUUGGCAAACUGGAGUGGCUUCCGUCUGGCCACUCUACCAUAAAGGCCUGACUGUGCUGCAGAGUGCUGCAGAGAUAGUUGUUCAUCUGGAAGAUUCUCCCAUCUCCACAGAGGAACUCUGGACCUCUGUCAGAGUGACCAUUGGGUUUUUGGUCACCUCCCUGACCAAGGCCCUUCUUCCCCGAUUGCUCAUUUUGGCCGGGGGCCAGCUCUAGGAAGAGUCUUGAUGAUUCCAAACUUCUACCAUUUAAGAAUGAUGGAGGCCACUGUGUUCUUGGGGAACUUUCCCAGACCUGUGCCUCGACACAAUCCUGUCGCGGCGCUCUACGGACAAUGCCUUCGACCUCAUGGCUUUCUUUUUGCUCUGACAUGCACUGUCAUCUGUGGGACCUUAUAUAGACAGGUGUGUGUCAUUCCAAAUCAUGUCCAAUCAAUUGAAUUUACCCCAGGUGGACUCCAAUCAGGUUGUAGAAACAUCAAGGAUGAUCAAUGGAAACAGGAUGCAUCUGAGCUCAAUUUUGAGUCUCAUGAACACUUAUGUAAACAGGUAAAAACCUGUUUUCGCUUCGUCGUUAACGGGUACCGUGUGUAGAUUGGUGAGGGGGAAAAAUAUUUAAUCCAUUUUAGAAUAAGGCUGUAACGUAACAAAAUGUGGAAAAAGUAAAGGGGUCUGAAUACUUUCUGAAUGCACUGUAUACAAAUAUUCACACACUUUCAUACAUACUAUGUAUACUCAGACACAUACUAUACUAUAACUAUACAUUAUUAUCAUCACACACAAAAAAAUUGAGAACAGGGUCAAAUGCAAGGACAUUUAAUGAAUGAAUGAAUGAACAUUCUGCCAAAUAAAAAGGGAUGAACUCAAGACAUUCCUGAUGAUUCCGGUUGGGGUCUUAGUGUAAAAUGAUUCAGUCAGUGAUCCAGUGAUCAAGUCAUUCUACAGAAAUGGCAAAUCUUUAUAGAGACUGCAAAGACUCAACGAACAACAUACUGAACGAUCAACCAGCCAACCAACAAACCAAGACUGACAGACAAGACACGGAAAGAGAGGUUGAAAAACACAUUGUGAUCUGAAAUGCUGGUAUUCAGACAGUAUCAGAAGAAAACCAAAAUGUAUUUCUUAAAGCAAUAUAUUUCCCCCAAAAAGACUGAAGUCGAAGGUGAAUUGAGAAAAAAGAGCUUCAGAACUGGCAUGGUGGAACCAUUUCUGAAAAAGCCAAAAGAUGAAGAGAUGUUCUUUUGAUUAGGGUUUUUAGCUGAUAGAAAUUCUUUGUAAAAUGUUCUUCAAUGAAAGAAUAUCAUCAAAAUGAACAGCAGUUUUGAUGUUUACUGUAAUGCGAUGUGAACUCUGGUACUAAGUAUGUAUGUGUGUGUGUACAGUAUGUAUGUAUGUAUGUAUGUAUGUAUGUAUGUAUGUAUGUAUGUAUGUAUGUAUGUAUGUAUGUAUGUAUGUAUGUAUGUAUGUAUGUAUCACUGUAUGUUCCAUGUGUAUGGAUUGGAAAUAUGAUUAGGUGGAUUUUUAUUUUGCCUUAAGAUUUACUUUAUUUAUUUAAAUCCUAAAUAACCAGAUUAGCUUGAGGUGUUUUGUGUUAGACUCAUUUUGGUAAAGGUUUUUGGACACUCUAGUGCCAAAUCUCUACAUGGUCUUCUGCAACACAUUUUGAACAGCUGGAUCUUGAAAAUUGAAAAUUACUGUGUGUUUAAUAGUAUUUUUUUUUUGCAUGGCGUAUUCUCUCUCCAGUUUAUGAUUUAGAUUUAGUCCGAUGAUGUGCUACACAUUAAUAUUGCAUCAUUCAAAGCCACCAGAUGGAGAAGUGAAAGGCAUUAAGUUGGUGAUAGUCCCAAGUAGGUGGUUUGUCGAUGUAGACAAUACCUGUCAACAUUUCAACUAACUAUCCAUCAGGGUCGGGGUCAAUUCCAUUUCAAUUCCAGUCAAUUCAGGAAGUACACUGAAAUUCCAAUUCUCUUCAAUGCUUUUCAUUUGGAAUUGGAAUUUGGUUUACUUUCUGAAUUGCCUGGAAUUCAAAUAGAUAGACCCCAACCUUGCUAUCCACUAACCCUAGCCUUAACAUUAACCUUAACCCUUAUCCUAACCCUUAUUCUAAACAUAACCCUAAGCGCAAACUUAGCAAGCAGUUGCUUAUCAACAUAGAGUUUGUUGAUAGUAUGACCAUCUGUAGAUCAUCUAUAUGGGACGAUCCAAAUAAAGUGGGACCAUUUAGAUUCAUGUAUUUAACUUUAUUCUGCCACAGCAAGCCAAGAUGACAGAUAGCUCUAAAUGAUUUCCAACACUUUAUCCCUGCACCUUAACACACACAUAUCUACUUCAUUUUUACACAUUUUAAUCAAUUUAUUUGAUUCUUUUUUUUAAUGUAUUAAUGCUGAUGAAUAGACUAUUGUUUGGAUUUUGAUAAUUAUUUAGCAUUUUAAAUUCAAGCUGAAAAAUACAGUUUAGUACACAGUCACAUCUUAAAACAAUUGCAUGAUGAGUAACUAAAACAUAUCUUUAUGAAUCAUUUUAACUGGCUUUACAAAAAGUUAUGUCAAGAUUGUUGUAAUGUGGAAUUUAGCUGUAGCACAAUUUCUUGCAUUAUGUCCUGAAGCAAAUAUUGGUCUUAUUACCUCUUGAGACAUCUUAGGGCUCAAUACCAGACAAAACAAUAAUAGUUCAUUUUUAUUCAAUGUUGUGUUUGUAUGCUGUUGAUGUUGUGUUUUCAUCUCACCAGUAAGAACUAGGAUCUAGAGCUAAGUUACAGAGCCUGGGAAUCCUAGAUUUUCUAGAAUAGUUUAGAUACUGUAGUUCUCAAAAUAAUGCAUUUUUGAUGAAGUGUGUAGCUUCUAAAUUGCCAAGUGUUGAGAAGUUGCAAGGGACAUCUGGAGAGGAUUUCUCACUUUCUUGCCAAGCAAAACAUCACAAGAGUAAUGAAUUAGUCAUUUUAAAGUCAGAAAUAAGAUUUAAAAAAUAAAAUGUGUGUUGUGAUUUCCAGACAUAUUUACAUAAAUAUUUAUGUGCUGGAAAACAAUUGUAAAAAAAAAAAAAAGUUCGCUGUCACAAGCUGUAGUAUUCUGUUCUUCAUAAUUGGAUGUAUGAAUGUCAUGUAAAAGUCAGUAAAGUUAUUUUCCCUCUGUGGUUUGACAUCUUCCAACAAUGAACUGUUCAAUAAGGUUUGCAGCUAGUUGAAGUAUUGUUCAAUCAUGCUCCGGGUAGAAGUUGGCUUCAGGCAGAGAUUUAGGAUCAGCUUACCCUCCCCAAAUCCUCAACUUAUCCAUAAGGGUGAAAAAACUCCACUGACCUUUCAUCAGUGUCUUGGGCAGUGAGAUUACUACACCUUGUGACAACCUAUGACCUUACUUCCAGUCCCGAUGUGCAGGGCUGGAGUUGUUUCUCUAGAGGCUAGAGGUCACCAAGUCCUGGGGACUCGCUAGGUGUGCAGGCUUUUAUUCUAGCCCAACACUAACACACCUGAUUAAACUAAUCAUUCAAAUCUAAGGCUAAAACCUGGGUAGCAGACCAUAGCUGUAGCCAAUAGAUGAGUUAGACAAAGAGGUUUCUGCAAAGCUAUCAUGAUGUAAUGUGUUGCAACUUGUGUAUUGGAGUUCCUGUCUGUCUGUAGUGACAUAUUGAUGCGGCAUCAUGAUUUGUGGUGUUUUAGUGAGUAGGGCAACACAGUGCAAGAACUCGUGUCUGAGUAUGUCUUUGCAAUACAACCGUCUUCCCUGUAAGCUCUGAUUUAGUUGACAAAAAAAUUAAAACUGUGGUUGGAAUGAA
Oncorhynchus keta (chum salmon) is the source of this 6541-nucleotide messenger RNA. RefSeq names its product brain specific kinase 146 (gene bsk146). The transcript has 6 exons. Bases 344 to 1561 code for a protein of 405 amino acids. The record is from RefSeq and is a predicted model, not a curated record. Gene Ontology annotation, molecular function: ATP binding; protein serine/threonine kinase activity. Gene Ontology annotation, biological process: peptidyl-serine phosphorylation; peptidyl-threonine phosphorylation. Lineage: Eukaryota; Metazoa; Chordata; Actinopteri; Salmoniformes; Salmonidae.